Coregonus clupeaformis (lake whitefish) is the source of this 1845-nucleotide messenger RNA. Its product is annotated as receptor expression-enhancing protein 6-like. NCBI's taxonomy places the organism in Eukaryota, Metazoa, Chordata, Actinopteri, Salmoniformes, Salmonidae. The coding region runs from base 184 to 1110 and encodes 308 amino acids. The record is from RefSeq and is a predicted model, not a curated record. The transcript is spliced from 6 exons.
CAAAAUGACGCACGGAGGGACUCUCCAGAAAAGCGGAUUGAGGAGACGAAACCUGUCCCGUCAGCGGAUUUGAACUGCACGAGGACUCGGAUUUCCACAGGGAAAAUAAAGUUUAUUCCAUUAUUUAUAUGUUUAUUAUUAUAAUUUAGCCUUAAGAAGCCCCGAACCCUGUAACCCAUCACAAUGGGUAUCUCAGAAGUACUUAACAAACUUCGAGAUCGCGCAGAUAAAUUUCUAAAUGAGAAAAACAUAGUGACAGAUUUCCUUGGGAAACUGGAGGAGAAAACCGGGAUCAAGAGAAAAAUUAUUGCCGUAGGUGCAGUGUCUCUGACGGGACUGUAUUUGGUAUAUGGCUAUGGCGCCUCCCUCCUCUGUAACAUGAUUGGAUUUGUGUAUCCUGCAUAUUACUCAAUCAAAGCCAUCGAGAGCACAAACAAAGAAGAUGACACAAAAUGGCUGACCUAUUGGGUGGUCUACGGAAUCUUCAGUUUGGGGGAAUUCUUCUCUGACAUCUUCCUCUACUGGUUUCCUUUCUACUAUGCUUUCAAGUGCCUGUUCUUGUUGUGGUGCAUGGCCCCUGUUACAUGGAAUGGCUCUCAGAUCCUGUACAACCGGGUGGUGCGGCCCUUCUUCCUCAAACACGAGGCCACCGUGGACAGCAUGGUCAAUGACCUCAGCGGGAAGGCCAUGAACGCAGCUGAGUCCGUCACCAGAGAAGUCCUUCAAACACUGGUGAAAAACAAGAGUAUAGUACCACAAGCAUCAGGGGCCAAAGGCUUACCCAGCACAUCAGAUGCAUCAGGGGCCAAAGGCUUACCCAGCACAUCAGAUGCAUCAGGGGCCAAAGGCUUACCCAGCACAUCAGAUGCAUCAGGGGCCAAAGGCUUACCCAGCACAUCAGAUGCAUCAGGGGCCAAAGGCUUACCCAGCACAUCAGAUGCAUCAGGGGCCAAAGGCUUACUCAGCACAUCAGAAUCAGCUACCCACAGGGAGAGGCAUCCAACCAAGACAAGUCUCAGUAAUGGUACUGAAUACAGAAAACCAAACCAUGCCAGAUUCACAGGAAGGACUUUGGUUUCCAUGUUGACGUGCAAACUGCUGAACCACUAAUACUUGAUGUCUUAUGAUUGGAAAACAAUGACACAAGUCUGACAGAGAUUGGGAUACCAUUACACAGACAGAUAACGGGACAGGAAAAAACAUAACCAAGGUAAAAUGCUGCUUCAUAUCGACCAAAACCAUUGCAACUGAAAAACACUUCACAUCCGCGAUGUUGUGGGUAGUUAGUUGAAUGCUAUGCAAUGUCUGAUAUUUUGACCUUCUCAUCACCUGAUUAGAGUAACUGAAUUUAACUGGUCUUUGGUUUACAAUCAAUCCUUGUCCUUGUCCUCCAAUGCAGGAGUGUGAGGGCUCAAUGCUUCAACAAUAGCCCACAGUGUUCUGGUCUUAGACUUCAUUGCUUUAGUUUUCACUGUUGUCCUUUGUUUCUUUUUUAUUUGGACAUGUUUUUGUCUCUUUUUGUCUUGUAACAGUUUUGUAUAGUCAGAUCUAGGCCAUAUGAAAAUGAAAUUGACACAUACUUCUACUGUAAGUUAGAAAUGCAUUGGGUCUUGGAAUCCGAGUGAUAUAAUUGUCCAAUGUUAAAUACUAGUACUGUGUAUUUAACCAAACAUUUAAGUUGAAGGAGAAAGGGUAAUAAGUGGUACUAGUAGUCAUGAGUUAUGCAAUUAAGUUAUUUCAGAAACAUUCCUUUAUUCCUUUAUUAUUAUACAUGUACCUAUGUUGUACUCUCAAAAGGACAUAAAGUAAGUUGUACCUUGUGUAUCAAUAAAAGUGUCCUUCUUA